Molecule: messenger RNA, 1496 nt
Organism: Sphaeramia orbicularis (orbiculate cardinalfish)
Lineage: Eukaryota; Metazoa; Chordata; Actinopteri; Kurtiformes; Apogonidae
Product: ubiquitin-conjugating enzyme E2 A
Exons: 6
Coding region: 144-602 (152 amino acids)
Source: RefSeq, a predicted model, not a curated record
AGCAGAGACAGCCAAAUAUUUGACAAACUAGCUAUCGUUGGCUAGCGAGCUAGCUGGUUAAAUAAUACACCGUUAAAAAUCGUUUUACUUAAACUUGAGUCGCUUAGGUGUAUGCUUAAGAUUUAGGUUUCCGUAUAAACAGGAUGUCAACACCAGCAAGGCGACGUUUGAUGAGAGAUUUUAAACGGCUCCAAGAGGAUCCUCCAGCUGGAGUUAGUGGGGCCCCUUCAGAAAACAACAUUAUGGUUUGGAAUGCUGUCAUUUUUGGACCAGAGGGAACACCUUUUGAAGAUGGAACCUUCAAACUUACCAUUGAAUUUACAGAGGAAUAUCCAAAUAAACCUCCAACAGUGCGAUUUGUUUCCAAAAUGUUUCAUCCAAAUGUGUAUGCAGAUGGAAGCAUAUGCUUAGAUAUACUUCAGAAUCGUUGGAGUCCAACCUAUGAUGUCUCAUCUAUCUUAACUUCAAUACAGUCUUUACUGGAUGAGCCAAACCCAAACAGUCCAGCCAACAGCCAAGCAGCCCAGCUGUACCAGGAAAACAAGCGGGAGUACGAGAAGAGGGUUUCUGCUAUUGUUGAACAGAGUUGGCGUGACUGUUGACCCCUGUUAUUGUUCAUUUAUGAACAGUGUCCAGCCCAGAACCAUGAAACCACCGAUCAAGAAAACUGAUCUCACAGAAAAACAAUGACACAUCUUUAAAAUCCUUCUCAGUAUAUUUGUCCCAUAACUGUUGCUAAGUUUGUAAGCUGUUGUGUUGUGGCAUUCACUCCUGACGAAUGCUAUUGUUGGGCAAUAGCGUAUGUUUGUUAAAAGUUAAUGUACCUUGUUAUAUCUGGGUUACUUGCUACAUGCCCCAACUUUUUUUUUCUUUUAAAAAAGGCAACAGCCAGACUCUCAGUUGUCACUUUUCUACCUGUUUAUUUAGAUAUGAAGUAAACUGGUUGAAUCCUACAGUGACAGUUUACUAGAUUUUGCUUGCUGUGUGGUUUGCUGUGUAGAUGCCAACAAGUCACAUUUACAAAAAAAAUAAUAAUGGGUGUUUCACCUAUUUCAGUGGGCUCACUUACUUUCUUUGCCUUUUGAAAGCCUUUCAGGGGGAUCAGUUUAACAAAACAUAACCUGGCAUGGACGUUUAUCCCUCUGACAAGUUGUCAACUCAACAGAUGCCUUUGGGGGUCUUUUUUCAUGCCUUUGAUUUUAAGAACUGCUCUAGAUAUUGGUGAACAUGUUUGUCCCUACUGUACACAGAUACAAGACAUUUAAGACCCUUUCCUGGCACUUAACUUUGUUUUGUGCACACUUUCAUAAAGCUGACAUUUAAAGGCUGUGUGAGAACAUUUGUAUGCUAUUUUACAAUCUUACAAAUCAGCUGUCAUAAUAGGCUGAAUAUACUGUUUAAAUAGGAUGAUGUCUGUUUUCAGAUUAUAAAACUUUGCACUGGUAACCCAUGUAACAAACUGUACAUUUUCUUGUAAAUAAAAUAAAUAUACAUCA